This is a messenger RNA of Filobasidium floriforme, 1536 nucleotides long. RefSeq lists its product as uncharacterized. The record is from RefSeq and is a predicted model, not a curated record. The transcript is spliced from 4 exons. The coding region runs from base 1 to 1536 and encodes 511 amino acids. NCBI's taxonomy places the organism in Eukaryota, Fungi, Basidiomycota, Tremellomycetes, Filobasidiales, Filobasidiaceae.
AUGUCCACCAAGCCUCAAGCGAUCCCGAAAGAAGUUUCUUCAUCAGAGAAGCGCCGUUUCCGACCGGUUCUUGUAUUUGAAACCCUCCUGCACGUUCACCAGAACCAUCGGCUGUGGGACAAUCAUAAAGACACUUGGUCAGACCUCACACAGUUGAUGGAGGGGAUCAUCGAGCCCGAAGUAGAAGCACUUGCUGGGAUCCUGAAGGGUAUCCACGGCGCCUACACAGAGGCAGAGUACCGAGAUCAGUACAACAAGGUACUUUCCGCACGUCAGAAGAAGAUGAGGACGGAUGCACUGACAGAGAAGGCCAGAAAGUCUCUGGAAGAAUUUCUUCCAAUCGACGGCAGUCGUACCGCAGAGGUUCUGUGGUCGAUGAUCUCUGACAUCCCUGUCCUUUCUUCAAGUUUCAUUGCGGUGACGAUAGGCAUGAAGGUUGGAGAGUAUGGGAAGUUUACCCUCAAAGAUGUUCGAUUUGUCUGCUCGCAAAGAUACACGUUCUCCCAGCAGUGGCUGACUCCUGCCCAGCAGCCUUUAGGGAGAGGAGGCGACGACAAUCGUUCGAACUGCACGGACAACACCAGCGAACAAGCUUCCAGCCCUGAUCACUCGGCGCAAAGUGAAGGCCAGAGCUUCAGCGACUUCAGCAAUGUGACCGAUUUUGGGGACAAUGUCGACCCGCAGCAGCGUAUGACAUACCCAUCCUACACUUCAGGUGCCAGCCCAGAAGAAAGCGCUCUCCAAUCAGCCCUGGUACGCUUCUUGAUGUACGGAACUCGUGGGAUGUGGCAAGAGGUCACAUGUCACGCUGCGACACUAUCAGACACCAUCCCAUGGACACGCCAUCACCCACACCAAAUUGAGCCCAAGUUUCGACCGGUUUUCUCGUUUCUCCCUGAACCCAACUUGUCUGGCCCUCUCGGUGGCCUAAAGUUUGAUUCAUGGGGAAAACUCAACAACGAGAUGGACAAACUCAUCAAGAAAGAGUUGGCUGCAUUGGUUUCGAAGUUACAAAGCAUCAAUGGUGUAUUUACAGAGGACAGCUACAGGGAAAGGUGCGACGAGCUGUUCUCCCAAAGCUUGAGGGAUACCAGGGCAGCGGCACUCGCAGAAGCUGGCAGGAAAGCCGCGAAGAAAUUGAGCGGUAUGAGAAAUUCGGUCACCGUCACACGCCCCCAGGUCACUGUCGGUCCUUUCCCUACCAAGUUUAGCAACCUUGGUGUCGGAAUCGACGUGAGCAUUUGCAAGCGGGGCUACAAGAACUGUGUCUCUUCAUGCGUCUUUACAGGCGAACAAGAGUACUCCGUUGAGAGACGCGCGCUCGAACACACUGAGCGAAACCUCGAUGAUGUUGAUCAGCCCAUGGGAUCGGACGACGACCAACAUGAUGGGGUCUCCCAGGAAACGAGCAGCACUAACAAAACUGGCUCGUACUUGUCCUCAAAGCAAACCAAGCAGAGCUCCAACGACGACGGCACCAGCGUCAGUGCCCAAACCCCCGAGGGGCGACAAUCAAUGUCCGAUGUGAGGCGAUAA